This is a messenger RNA of Cladocopium goreaui, 13074 nucleotides long. Lineage: Eukaryota; Dinophyceae; Suessiales; Symbiodiniaceae. The record is from the annotation of a GenBank genome assembly.
AUGCUCUUAGGCCAUCUUAGGCCCAAACAUCAACAUCUUUUCCACCGCCCACCUCGCCACGGACCGGAUUCAAGAAACCAAACCGGCCUAACCCCGUCAGGAGCCUGUUGCGAAGCCUGCCAAGCCGAUGCUUCCUGCACAGAUUGGUCAAUUAGCAAAGGGAGCUGUGUGCUCCUACAAGAUGCUGAAGGUUGGACGCCCGAAGAAGGCGCCAUAGCAGGAAGGUCGCAGGGUCUUCUGCUUUUCAACAGCUCGGGGCGCCUCUACGGGCGCGGAGCCGGGCCUCAGGAUGCGUUGCAGCUGCUGGCGGAGGGGUCACCGGUGUCCUUGGCGAACCGAGCCUCUUAUGUGCCCUACUUCUACAGCAGAGAUGGCUAUGCAGCAUUGGGACAUAGCAAUGUGACCCACUUCAACCGCAUGGCCGCCAGGUAUUUCUCAACCGGCCAGCAGCUGGCUUGGGCGUUUGAGGGCGCUUUCCAGUUGUACCUCAUGCCUGCUGCCUCCCUUUCACGAGGUACGAAAGCAUAUUACGCUCUGACGGGACGACCUGCACUGCCGCCCAGGCACAUCCUGGGAUUUAUGGCCUGUCGAUGGGGAUGGAAAGAUCAGAGGUAUUUGGAAGAGACUUUGGAGCAGUUUCGGACCGGAGGCUUCCCCCUGGACUCGGUGAUUUUGGAUUUUGAGUGGUUUGCCAACACCUCGGACUACGGCUUCAGAGACUCCGGGGAGUCCUGGUAUGAGGAUUUUGGCUGGAACCCUCAGCUCUUUUCAGCGCCAACUCAGCAACUGAAGAAGUAUUUGGAGGAGCAGCAGGUGCAUGUGGCGGGGAUCCGAAAGCCACGGCUGGGGAACCGGAAGCUGUUGAACUUGGCGAAAGAGAAAGGAUGGCUAUCUCUGAAAGCUUCCGGCCGAGGUGGUCCCGAAAACUACGCUGAUGGACGCUGGCUGCGCUUUUCGGAUCCCCAGCUGCGGCGCUGGUAUGCACAGCAGAUGCGGCACUAUCUCGACAGCGGCAUCUCAUACUGGUGGAACGAUGAGGGUGAAAACUUCUACUACACCUAUCAUGACUGGAACCUUGCAGAGCUGGAACUACACCAGAGCCACCAGGGCCGCGCCACGUCGCGAUUCUUCUCGCUGAACCGUGCCUUCACACCGGGCAUGGCGCGGCUGGGCGCUGCAGUGUGGACGGGUGAUGUGAGCGCGAGCUGGGAGGACCUGAGAAGGACCCCGGGCAUGAUGUUAAACUGGGCACUGGCCGGAGCGCCCUAUGUGGCUUGCGACAUUGGAGGUUUUAUUGGCAACGCCUCGUCCCAGUUGCUGGCCCGAUGGUACCAGGUUGGAAGCUUCAUGCCCUUGAUGAGGAUCCACUCCACCCACGACGAUCAGCCCCAUUGGCCCUGGCUCUACGAGGAUCGAGAGAUCAUGCGGCAAGCUUUGGUCCGGCGUUACAGAUUACUCCCCUACCACUAUUCCUUAGCGCAUCGUUUGUCCACGGAGGGCGAUCUCUUCAUUCGCCCCCUGGCCAUGGACUUUCCAGAGGAUCCGAAGGUGGAAAACAUGACGAGCCAAUGGAUGGACGGACAGAUUUUGGUGUCGCCGGUGCUGUCCAAGGAUUCUCGCGCAGAAAUCUACCUGCCCAAAGGUCGCUGGCAUCCCUUCGACAUGGAAGGGGAAGUGAUCCAGGGGCCUCACUAUGAGUCCAUGGAGGUGAAGCUCGAGGAUGUGCCAGCCUUUGUCGCCGUGGGCACUGUGCCGUGGCGCGGGGUGGAUCAGCAGGUGAACCUCUCCUUGAACCUUUCUUCGGAGCAGGACGGCGUCCUCAUCUUUGCGGCGCACGGAACGGCGGCAGCGAGCACGUGCAAGGCUUCAUUGGAUCCUUCCUUUGUACCGCCGGAGCACAGGAAUCAGCAGCAGUCCUACAAUCAGGCAGCUGGUCAUCCGCCUCCUUGGAAUGGUGCAACCUGGCAGGACUCAGGCAGCCGCAGUCCGCGAACGAGAUCAAGGCGCAAGAAACAGGGCAAGAACAAGGCGGGAGACAACUGGCAUGGGGAAGCUCACCAUCAGAAGGGCUACGGCAAAGGCUUCGAUGCAGGAGCUCCGUCACAAGGGCCAAUGAUACCCAUGCCUCAGAUGAUGCCCAUGAUGAUGCCUUACCCACAACACCAGAUCAUGGCUCCUCCCUAUCAGUCCAUGCAGCCAGACAAAGGAAGUGGCAAAGGACAACCUCUACCACCACCCUUGACUAUGCCUUCUCCACCUUCGACAGCUGUGACAGGUCCUCCAGGACAAUGGGCGCCUACGAUGCAGAUGAUGCCUGUUCCGGCAGUUCCCAUUGGGCCUGGACAGACCGAAACACCCACCGAGGAGGUCAAGAAGGAGGGAAGAGCCCAGGCGAACCUCAAUCGCCUGUUGAAGCAGAUGAAGAAGGACGAAGAUUCCCUCACCUCCGAUCUUCAAAAAAUGGCUCAUACCAUGCAAAAGCAGGACGAACGCGACAACACCAAGGAGUUGAGUGUCGCAGUGAAAAUCCUGGGACAAGCCAAGGAGGAUCUACUGGAAGCAGAAAAUGCCAAAGCUCAGCUUCUCUCCCAGUGGAAAACCUUCCUACAACAAUCGGUGGUCAAGUGGAGAGAAUUUUCUGCUCAAUUUCAAGCCUCGGAGUCGGCGCAUCAGAACAGCAUUCAAACCGCAAAGCUGAAUGUCAAGAGGGCACAGAGGCGCUUCGACCAGGCUUCCAAACGCGAGCAGGCCCAACCUGGGGACGCCAUCCAGGUCUCCGACGAGGAGGAAGAUGUCGACCUCCAAGAAGAUCCUGGAGAUGGAUCCUUAGACCAGCAGGAUCAAGGUGCGCAGAGAAUACACGAUGGCAUGAACAUGAUCGUCAAGAGCUUGGUGGAGCUCUCAGCCUCCGCAGAUCUGCUGGAGCAGAGGGUCAAACGGCCACGCACCGAAAAGGAAGACACCAUGGUCGAUGGUGGUGCAGGUGGCUCUGGUGGUGUAGCGACUGAUUUGGGUUCUUCAGCCGAACUACGUACAGAUGUCUUUGCUUUACCCCUGCGCAGAAAGACUUCUCCUUUCAAGGUUUCUUUCCAGCCUACAGUUCAGGUGCUCAUGGGAUUGGAUGAUGACAUUGAGUUCCAUGCUGUCGGAGUUCACCAUGAGGCACUUUUUGCAUGGCCGGACAAACCUUGGCGCCUUCGAUGUCCUGAUGAUGAGGGAGAUCUGACCUCAUUUAUGGCCAGACGUCCUGGGCCUCGACGAGCAAGCCCAACGGACUCAGUUGCUCCUUCAUCCAUGACAUCCAGUUCCUCUUUGAGUUUGCCCUCAUCUUCACCCAGAGUUUUGUGGCAACGAACAGUUUUGAUUCUUUUGGAUGGACGCAUGGUUCCAGCUCGUCUUUCCAAUGAUGCCAGCGAUACUGUUAUGCAUCAAAUUGCGCAAGCCUUGGGAAUUGUCCCAGACGAAGUUCUGGACUUCCACACUGUGCAAGCGCGCCCGGAGGACCUUGUGUCCCAGAAUCUUCAACGCAUUCUACCUCAAAUUCAUGAAGAACGGCGGCCUUCACCAUUCCUCCGCAUCGUGUUGGUUGACCUCGAGAUUUAUGAACCCAAUGAGAUCCUGCCUGGAGCCUUCAGACGCUAUUCCCGAUGGCUUCCCAGAACGAUCAACAGGCGUUCUGUUUUUCGAAUGUUGGAUCUGGAAUCCCUCCUGGAUGCACAUGGUGAACGUUGCAAACUGUGGUUCAACAACAAUCUCAUUGCGGAGGACUUCAUUGAACCACUACACCUUGAAGAUGGGGAUUUUGUGCGCAUCCUCAUUGGUGAGCAUGAUUCAGAUUUUCAGUGCGAUGAAACCACGGAAGACUCCGCAGACUUCAUGGUCGGCCUUCAGCUUGAAACCUUGGCGACAAGUGCUGAUUCUCUGUUGGUUCUUCCUGCAGAUGCUGAUCCGCUGCUAUUUUCGAAGCUUUGUCCUACGGGAGGCCAUCGACAUCCUUGCAUCCCUGUCUCCAUGAGCGUUGAUGAGGACGCAGACCCACCUGCUGGACAUCCUCAAGGCCAUGUUGAUCCGUUGCAAGGUGCCUAUGACCGUCCUCCUGGCAUCGACCAACCGGUGUGGGUUCAUGAAGUCUGGGACCUACUUGUUGCACAUGGAGCCGUUGAGCUUGCAGAAGAGGGCCCCAUCAUAUACCUGAGGUCGCACUACAUUUCGCAUCAACACCACACGGCCAACAGAGCCUCCAGGCCAUUACGGUUCGAUACUGAUUUUGAGACCUGGGAAGCAGACGUUCGCUUCAUGUGGGAAGAUUUGGUUGAUGUUAGUGCCUUGGACUUGGUCUUCAUUGCCCCGGAGCCACUCUCCAGUCCCACAGCUGGCACCUGCGGAACGGUUUUGGUGACUCAACACCCUACACCUGGUCAGGCUGCAUGUCUGGUGACACAUCCAGGGCUUGGCGAUCAUUUUGCGCACCAUGAGAUUGCUCUCUCCCUGGCUACACCAUGUUCAUGGGAGCACCUGCUACAUUCUGCAGGUUUGGCCUCCUUCUGCGCCCAACAAGAACGACGACAAUUUGUGGUCUGUGAACUCUUGGUUGGUAGCAUUGUGCAUGAACGAGAUCAACCUCUUCGCACUCAUGAUGGCCUUGGACUACGAGUACGACUUCGGAAUCUUCAAGCGUCCGAGCUUGUGCACUCAAUCAGCCAACUCCGUGCUGCUGAAGAUGACGAUGAACUACAACUAUGGACACAUCAUUGGAGCAUUCAUUCGCCUGGAGUCAAGAAGAGCCACCUACAGUCGCAGACUCAUGACCUGCAAGAUUGUUUGAUCAGGUCUUCGAGGAUCCUUGACGAGGAGGAGGCCCCACUCAUCCUGACACCAUUGGCCAUUCCUGGAGAAGCUCCAAUUGAAGAACCUACGCCUGAUCGUUUUCCUGCUGAUCAUGAAGACAUCAUUGCCUCAUGGAGAAGAGCUGCAGACACACGGACUGCCACGGAAACUCAGGAGGGUGAGCUGACUGUCAAGUUUGUAACAUGGUUCUUGAAUGGCGAUCGCUGGUCGAGAUGUGAUGCCUACAGAGUCAUUGCGCUGCCAUCUGACACAGAUCGUUGGGAUGCAUUAUUUCGUCAACAAUGGCGGGAUCGUUUAGACCAUGAUGCACCUUUAUACGUCUCUUUGGUCUAUCCCUCCGUUACGCCUGACCACCAUGGAGGACAUCUCAUUUUGCAUCAAAACCUUGGACCAACUGUACGAGGCGUUCUGCUCAGCGUCUUCUGGCACGGUCAAGACAGUGAACUUGGUAACCGCUUUGCUCAGGUUGUUCCUCACUGGCUCUCUUUUCAACGAUUUCUACAGUUUGCUGAUCUACUUGAGGCAUGUAGACGACGCCUACUUCUGUGUGUUGGCUUCUCUGGGAAUCAGCCGAUUGAAGAGGAUCGUCCACUUUUUCCUCGGCAUGGCACACAUGUUGAAGUUCACGUUGCUGAAUGGCACGUUGCGGAUGAAACCAGCCUCAUGCAACACCCAGGAGCACUUCACCCUGAUCAGCCCACCGCACAACCAACUCCUGAUGCAGGUGCUGCAUGUAAUGCAUCUCUCCUGAAUGCAGAAGCUCCCAUUUUCGUGCCUGGCCUACCUUGGUCCAUUGGCUCUAUGUCGGAGUUCACGCAAGAUCUCCAUGCGUUAUGGGAGGGUGCGGCCUUUUCCUGGGAGGAUGAAGCUCCCUCGGGCCCGAUCUCGGUAUGGUUCGUUGACCAUCAAUGGCAUGCUCCUCAUGGACGCGUUGCACGCCUGGUCCAGCUCUAUGAUGACUUUCAGAAUUGGGAGGAGCGCAUCAGAAGGGCAUGGGCUGACCACAUUAUUGAGGGUGCUGUUGUUGAAUUGCACUUGGUAAGCCCUCAUCCACCGGGCCACAACGACGCCAUCAUUGCACAUGUGGUUCUCGUUCAACGCCCCAAUGAAGCCUGGGUCACGAGCAUUGUGUCUUGUGUGGAUCGACGACGACCACAGCAGGUCACUCAACAGCUUGCAAUCACGACCCAUGAGCACAUCCUCAUUGAUAAUCUCUUGCGGGUCCUUGGCAUAUAUGAGGCUUGCAGUGGACCACGAGCACAACUUCAAUGUCAUGGAUGGUAUCGUUCUGAGCAGUUAUGGCCAGGCCGACCUAUCCCUGGGAGAUCAGGUUACAGCAUUGUGAUCCUUACACGACAAGCUCCUCAACCGAGACCCACUGAGACAGCUGGCAACAGAUCGACACGAGCUCCUGUCCUUCUGCAACUGUCUAGCCUGAUACAUAGCCAGACUGAGAGUGCUGAAGAUGACCAGGCAAUUACACAACUUGCCACUGUUGCUCUGCAGCUACGGUCGGGUUGUCAAACCCUUCUUGUACCAGAAUACAUUGAAUGCUCUGCACCUGGAGAGUCUAGUGACAUCGAGAUUGAGCUCAAGCAAUGGGGCCUUUCCUGCAGCGCAUUUCGCUUUGGAUCUUACAGCAUUGCCCUCUGCCUUCCUGCGCAUUGGUCUGUCCAGGAAGGGCAAUUUCAUUAUAUGUUUUGCCACGAGGACCUGAAGGACCCCAAUGGCGCUUUCCUUCACACCUCUGACAGACCCUUGGAUGAGCUUGGUCUCAUGCAGCUGCUUCACAAGUUUGGAUACUGUCGGGCGGCCGUCUUGAAGGUCGAGGACCUGAUGAUCGGGCUCCAAAGAAUCACCUUCCUUGAUGUUGUUCAACAGCACGGAGAAGCGAUUGAUCGCUGCAAGCGGCCUUUGCCAUGGCCGAGUUUGCCUGACCUUGAGCGAAACAACGUUCCCCUCCUGGACCUCUGCAGACCUCGUGAAGGAUGUGAUGAUUUCCUUAUCAAGAUUGGCAUUUCUCUGACUGACCUGGUUGCUUUCUUUGAGUCGGGCACUGAUGUCCUUUGCAGGGAUCCCACAGGCUAUGACCUACCGGACACCACGACACAGGCCAUGAACCUCAGUGAGACCAGUGAUCUGGCACAAUUUGAUCGAGUUAUCAUCUACACUGAUGGCUCGUCCUUGCCUCACCAUCGUCACAGACCUGCGCUCUGGAAUGAUGAGGCUGGCUUUGCGGAUACCUGGGCCUUUGUUGUGCUAGGAGAGCGACGUCAAGGACAGCAUCUGGUUGUUGAAGUCAUUGGAUGGCUCACUCACCCUGUGAGAUACGAGCCUCAGUGUCCAUCCUUCCUGGGUGCCACCUACAUUGGAUCCUUGGGUGCGGAGAGAGAGGCAAUGACGCGGGCCGCCUUAUGGCGGUUAACACAGAACGUCAACACGCCCACACUGUUUCGCACGGACUCGUGGACCACGGCCAUGCAAGCCCAAGGUUUGAUUGGAACCGCCUCGGUGGACCAAUCCUUUGCCAGCCUGAGAGGCUGCUUUCAAGCAUUGGAAGCUGCACUUCAUGAUCGUCUCCAUGUAGAACACACGCCUGGUCACUGCGGCGAUCCAUUCAAUGAUUUCGCUGACUGGCUUGCCACUGAGGAAAGGAAGCGUAGUUUCUACAACAAGAGGCAACAGCUCUCCAUGAACACCUGGCGGCCACUUUUGCCCUACAUGUGGAUGCUCUUCAGCAAGACUGAUGGACUUCCGUCAUGGGAUGCUAGUGGCUUUCAUGUUCCUCCUCCAUUGCUCCCUUCUCUACAUGCAACCACUGAGAGCAAGGAGUCUGGAACGGAGACACAGGAGAUGGCCCAGAUCAAUAUCAGUUUCUGCAGCGCCAACAUUGGCUCCAUGUACAAUGGCGAAUGGGGCCAUGCGGGGAAACUUGAUUAUCUACGUGCCCAAGUUAAACUGCUGAACCUCAACUUCAUUGGCUUGCAGGAAGCUCGCACGCCAGAACUUUGCUCCCGCACACAACAAAUUCUGCGUUUUGCCAGUGGAGCCCACUUGGGAUGUUAUGGCAUUGAACUGUGGAUCAACAUGGAACAGGCGUAUGCCGAGACUGCGGAUGGCCCUGUGUAUUUUGAGCCGCACCACUUUGUCGUUGUGCACAAGGACCCUCGCUGCUUGCUUGUCCAUGUGGUCACUGACUUGGUAGACUUCUGGAUUGUUGUGGGGCAUGCACCCCAGAGUGGCACGCCUUUUGCUGAACGCAUGGCCUGGUGGGAGCAACUUGCCCACAUCACUGCCUGUUGUCCCUUGGAUGCGCGUUUCUACGCACUCCUUGAUGCUAAUGCGGGCCCUGGACUGGCAGACCAUGUCUCUGUCUUUGACACGGUUGGUGGCACCACAUCGAGCACACCAUUACUGAGGGCCUUCCUGCAGGAGCGUGAUCUUUGUCUGCCCUGUACCUCUCAAUGCCAUGAAGGUCCUCGGACUACUUGGGUUGCGCCAGAUGGUCUCUCUGAGCACAUGAUUGACUACAUUGCCAUUCCCAGGACUUCUCUGCAUGAGUGUCUCCUCAGCAAGGUUGUUGAGGAGCUUGACCUGGGCAACAGCCAUCAUGACCAUUCUGCCAUUGCUGUCCAGUUGCAAUGGUAUGAGACACGUACUACACGGUCAGGCACAGUGGACCACAAGAAGGUCAGCAUUGACUAUGACAACCUUCAAGGUCAUCAUGUCCGUCAAGCUCUACAUGAUUAUGUGGUCCCGGCAUGGACUGAGGAUAUUGAAUUGCAAGUCUCCCAUUUCAAUGGCCAAAUUCUUGGAAGCCUGCAGAAAACGUGCCCACGCGCCAAACAAAAGCCGAAGAAGCCCUGCAUUGAUGAGGCCACAUGGCAACAUCGCACCCAAAAGUUGAUUGCCCGUCGUGGACUUCGACAGCUUGCCAAACAUUGCAGAGGAGAAAUUCUUCGUGCCUGUUUUUCUGCCUGGCACUCUCAGACUGACUAUGACGUCGACCGAUUCUGGCAAUAUCGCAGAUGGCUUCUUUGUGCCAAUGUCAAGCUUAUGGCAAGGCAUUACAUCCACGCCAAGCAGCUCAAAGAGCGACUGCAAGCCAGAAAGACGGCCUAUCUCCGACAGACCUUUGAGAAUUUGCCUCAUGAUGCGCCGGCCUCCUCCAUCCUACAUGAGCUCAAGAAGGUUGUCGGAUCCACGAAUCUACGAUCCAUCAAACAGCAAACCCUGCCGAUGGUUCGCAACUCUGAAGGGCUUCUUUGCACCACCCCGGCACAGGCGCUGGAUACUUGGAUCCAGUUUUUCCAAGAGAUGGAGGGUGGCAAAAGAAUGGAAUCAGCUGACCAACGUUGCCUAUGGGUUCAAAAUUUGAAGGAGUUUCGGGCACAAUCCUUGGCCCUGGACAUCACUGACAUUCCAUCCCUGGUGGAGCUGGAGGCAGCCUUCAGACAUGUCAAGCCCCACAAAGCGACUGGUCCUGACCUUAUUGACGCAAGCAUUUGUGCACGAUCGCCGGCCAUUGUGGCGCGCAAGACGUACAGUCAAUUGCUGAAGCUCUAUACACAUGGUCAGGAAAGCCUCCUCCACAAGGGCGGCCGCCUUCAACCCAUAUGGAAGCAAAAGGGUCCGCGGGACACCUGUGCGGCAUAUCGCAGCAUCCUUAUUUCUUCGCACAUCGGCAAAGCGCUACAUCGAUGCCUUCGAUUGCACACUGCUGAGGCCUUCGAGCACUAUUUGCAGCGGCAACAGACUGGAGGGAAGAGAGGGAUUUCUGUCACUAUGGGUGUCCAUCAAGCCCGUGCAUACUUAAGGGCUCGACUUUGUCAGCGGCAAUGUGUCGGACUCCUAUUUUUGGACUUGACGGAAGCAUUCUACCGCAUUGUGCGUCAGCUAGCGCUGGGCGGCCCGAUCGACGACGAAGCCAUUGCCACGGUCGGUGCACGCCUCAAGCUAGGCCCUGAUCUUCUUCAUGCGCUUCAUGACCAUCUUGAGGAGGCAUCAGCGGUUGAUCGUGCCGGUAUUUCUCCCCAACUUCAGAAAGUUCUCCGUGCCCUGCACACGGACACACACUUCUUUGUGGGCAUUCAGCGAGACGCUUGCAGAACAUCCCUAGGCACCAGACCUGGAGAUUGCUUUGCGGACAUCGUGUUCUCCUUUCUAUGGGCUCGCCUUCUUCACAGAUUGGAGCAGACGUUGAGCGAGCUUGGUAUUUUGGAUUCUUUUCCUGAUGAACCUGGACUACGACAUCCACACCAUUCUGAGCUUACCUCUGCCAUUGAGACCAAGCCCUUCCUUGGCCCCACUUGGAUGGAUGACACCUGUGUGGCAUUUGCUCAAAGCUCACCUGUGAUGCUGGAGUGGGCCGCGGGACAAGUCGGAGGUUCUUUGCUUAGCUUCUGUGAAGAGUUCGCCAUGACACCGAAUUUGGCCAAAGGUAAGACUGAGCUCAUGAUGGUUUUCCAGGGCGCUGGGGCGAACAAAGCCAAGCUCAAAUACUUUGGUCCGACUUCGCCCCACACUUUCCCGGUCGUUCUUGAUGGAGGAGUCCAACAUCUCAGUGUUGUGAGCUCCUAUACCCAUUUGGGAGGCACCAUCCAUCACAGAGGGGAUUUGCGGCGUGAAGUUCGGCGGCGACUCAGUAUUGCCCAUGCGGCCUUCACCAGGCAUCGGCGCCUUUUAUUUCAAAAUCGUGGCCUGGAUCUACGUCGACGCCGAGAACUGUUCCGCACAUUGAUCCUCAGCAAGCUUCUGUACGGAGCAGAAUCUUGGAUUCUCCGUGAUGGCCGAGACAAGCAGUAUCUUCACAGUGCACUCCUUCGACUCUAUAAUCGACUUCUACCUGUACGACAUGAGGCCCCCAGAAGCGAUGCGGACAUUCUAGUUGAAACAGGUCUUCCAGACCCUGCAGUGCUCUUGCGGAUCUGCAGACUCAGGCAUUUGGGACUCCUAUAUAGGAGUGGAGAUAGCACAUCUUGGGGACUCUUCAAUGAGGACAAGGAGUGGCACGACCUUGUCUGGAAUGACUUGACCUGGAUGUGUGCCCAACUCCGCCAUUCUUCGAAGCUUCCUGAUCCCAUGCAAGGUUUCCAGCAAUGGGAGUACAUCAUGAGGUAUCAUCCAGGCUUCUGGAAGCGUUUGGUUCGCAGAGCAGGAGAUCAUGACAGUGGACAGAGGAGCAACCUACAGAUUGUCACGCGCUUUCAUGGGGACUUUCUGAGUAUCCUUCACGCUCAUGGUCGGCUCUGUCACUCGGCACCGCAGACCGAGAUCCACAUGCCUGAGUUGACUCACGCGUGCAUGAUGUGUGAGCGCAAAUUUCGCAGUAAGGGUGGCUGCGGAGCCCAUCUUUUCAGGGUGCAUGGCAGAGUCAACCCGGUUCGGCACCUCUUUGCUACUUCGCAGUGUGGCGCUUGCAUGAAGGACUAUCACACUUUUGCGAAGUUGAAGGUGCAUCUCCUUCAUGCUACGACAUGUCGUCAUGCUCUACAAGCACGGAGAUGCAGAUGGAGGCCGACACCGGGCGCUGGCUCCCAGGUCAACAACGAACUUGAAGUCUCGCAUGACGGACUCCUACCGCCUCUUAAAGUUCAUGGGCCUUUGCAAGAACCUGUUCCAGGACGAGCAGAUGAGGACUACGACCAGGACCUCUUGGAAGAGAUCUUUGUUGACAUUCUUGACGCGGCAGACCUUGAUGAGUGUGAAGCGCUUAUCCGGAAGGCUGCACGUGGAAGAGCCAUUUCCUGGCUUAUGUUUCAAGCCACCUUAACGCAGUUCAUUGACAUUUUUACGGACGAGGAUGCAGCAGUAUUGCAUGUCCCUGGUGAUGCUCUACGUGCUCUUCUUCGCUCUUUGUGUUCUCCUUCGGCGUGGGAUUUCUUGGUUGACGGAGGGAGAGACAAGCGUUCUCCCUGGCAUCGGGACAUCGCCAUAUUGGAGCGACACUGCGUUUUGGAAAAGGAGGAGAUCGAGACCAAGUCGCUCCAGGUUUCACCUUCGAAAGGAUUUGCAAGGGAACGUUACAUUCUCCAUCUUUUUGCGGGCCGACGCAGACAGGGUGAUUUCCAGUACUUUGUUGACAGACUUGUUGAACUGCACGACCCUUUUUUCAUCCAGGUCAUCUCAGUCGACAUUGUCAUUAGCAAACAAUGGGGAGAUCUCUCCCGGGAAGACUCACGCCAGUUCUGGACUUCGGCGAUUUUGACACGCCAAGUUGUUGCUCUACUUGGCGGUCCUCCUUGCGAGACAUGGUCACGCGCUCGUGGUCGUGCCCUGCCUGGAGACGGACACCCUCAGCGCGCUGGACCUCGCAUUGUCCGCACCCUGGAGGAGAUAUGGGGCCUUGCGUCUCUGUCGCUGCGUGAGUUGCAGCAAGUGACAAUUGGCAACAUUUUGAUGGGCUUUCAAUUGGUUUCUAUGGCGGCUUUGGCGUGUGUCGGUGGCGUUGCUGUGGUUGAACACCCGGCAGAGCCAGCAGAUGGUGACGCAGCUUCGAUCUGGCGCACUCCCAUCAUGCAGCUGCUGCUUGCCUUUCCUGAGUGCGAGGUCUUGACCUUGGCCCAAGGCCUUUGGGGUGCUCAGUCGGCAAAGCCGACUACUUUAGGAGUGCUCAAUGCCCCGGGUCUGAAAUUGGAACUUCACCGUGGUCGCAUCACCUCUGAUCUUCCUAAAGGUGUUUCCAUUGGAAAGGACCAGACCGGCCAGUGGGCGACUGCCCGAUUGAAGGAAUACCCUCCGGGCCUGUUGAGUGUUUUUGCUUUGCACCUUUUCUUUGGGCUGCGGGACGGUCCCUGCCCGAAUUCAUUCGUGACCUUGCUAUGGCCGCAGCGGAUUGUGCUGGUGCUGGCUGGGCAUUCCUUGCGUUCCAGCGCCAGCUUACCCGGCGGGGACUUGGAGGUUCAGGUCUACGCGGGAGGCAACGGAAACUUCACCAUGGUCGAAGACGACGGAGUGAGCUCCGUGAGCGCUGAAGGGUCGCAGCGGAGCACGACCUUUGUAUGGGACGACGCACUACAGGAGCUCUCCUGGACGAUGACAGGACCAGGAAGCCAGGCCAGCCAGGCCCCCAAGGGCUCCUUCCAGCACCUCUUCCUCACGGUCUUCACCGACGCCAGAGCGCAGAAGAGCAGAUCCGUGCCGCUGAGUUCAAGCGGUACCCUGUCUGUGAGCCAACCUCGUCUACGCCAGGUGAAAUCGGGCCGCUUUCACAGUGCGACGCUGUGA